Racocetra persica is the source of this 189-nucleotide messenger RNA. The record is from the annotation of a GenBank genome assembly. Lineage: Eukaryota; Fungi; Glomeromycota; Glomeromycetes; Diversisporales; Gigasporaceae.
AUGAAUGAUGAAUCAAAACUUGCAGAACUAAUUGGCUGGUUAUCAAUAGAUGAUUCUCUUACCACAUACGAAUAUAUCUAUGCUGAGGACGAUGAGAAAGUUAGCUACACAGAGGCAGAAAUUUGCGUAGACAAAACACUAAGGUUUUUAUACGAACAAGGUCCUGAGUUUGGAGAUGUCGAAGAAGAA